AUGGACGUCGUUGCUACGUUCAAGGAAUCAACUAUCCCCGGGAUUCUUGGUCCCACCAGGCAAGCUUUCGCGAAAAUCGUCGAAAAUCGGCGCCCAGAGAUCGAGAAUCAUCCGCGUCAAACAUUCCAGUUCGGCAGCACGGACAGACACCAGCUUGAUGUAUUCUAUCCCGAUGCUGCGGCAGUGUCAUCCGGAGGCCCUGCUCCUGUCUUAUUCUUCUACUACGGCGGCGGUUUAACCGGUGGGGACCGCAAGCAAGCCCCUCCCUUCGACCUUGUCUACACCAACGUGGGCGUGUUCUUCGCCAAACGCGGCAUCCUGACUGUGAUCCCUGACUACCGCUUGCACCCUCCGUCAACUAUCCUGCUCUCGUGGAGGACGUCCGCGACGCACUCGCAUGGUUCCUCGCUAACCCCUCGUCCACGGUACACUCUCGUCUACGGCCGACAUCGCCAACCUCUUCGUGAUGAGCCACUCCCCGGGUUCGAUCCACCUCGCCUCGCUCUACCUCUCUCCGUCUCUGCUCCCGAUCAACUCGCCCGUCCGAGCCGCGACGCGCGCACUCCUCCCAACGGGGAGCGCGAGGCAGCGCUGGAGAGCAUGCCGAUUACGCUCCUCAAGCGGGUAUCGGAGGAGCUUAUCAAAAGCCUGCCGGAACUCUUCGUGCUCAAGAGCGAAAACGAGCCAGAGGCGAUUUCGAAAGGGAACGACGAAUUCGUGAAGGCGCUGGAAGGGCGGCUGGGGAAGAAGGUCCAGUAUGAGAUUAUGAAGAGACAUCACCAUAUCAGCCCGCACUGGGCGCUGCUGAGCGGGGAUGGCGAUGAUUGGGGGGAAGACGUUGCUGCGUGGGUGAAGGCGAAGGUCUAA
Molecule: messenger RNA, 867 nt
Organism: Dichomitus squalens LYAD-421 SS1
Lineage: Eukaryota; Fungi; Basidiomycota; Agaricomycetes; Polyporales; Polyporaceae
Exons: 5
Coding region: 1-867 (288 amino acids)
Source: RefSeq, a predicted model, not a curated record